This is a messenger RNA of Andrographis paniculata, 2247 nucleotides long. Its product is annotated as pentatricopeptide repeat-containing protein At3g29290. The record is from RefSeq and is a predicted model, not a curated record. Gene Ontology annotation, molecular function: protein binding. The transcript has 3 exons. The coding region runs from base 282 to 2102 and encodes 606 amino acids. Lineage: Eukaryota; Viridiplantae; Streptophyta; Magnoliopsida; Lamiales; Acanthaceae.
UGUGAGAUAUUUGUUGUGUGUGUUCAUUUUUCCCACCACGGUUUCAGUUGGUUUGCUCUCAUGGUUCCUUCUCCCGAAAAGGAAGCGGAUUAUGUUCUCUUGGCCUGAUUUCUUCGCCGAGUUGCUUGGAUAUGGAAUUUGUCUGCAGCUUACUUGAGGUACAGUUCUUUAUUUUGAUCUUCUGAAGAGUUGUUUCUAGGAAUUGGAUUAUUGAGCGUUGCUUGCUUCAGUAAAGAGGACUGAGUAUCUGGACUCUUGUAUUUUCCGCUUUUGUGUUGGAUAUGAUAAUGGUGGAGGUUCUGAGAAAUCCUCCAGCAUGUUCUGCUUCCACGUACUUGAGUAACCGUCAAGCCUCCUCGCAUCACUGUUCAAUAAGGCGUGAUUUUGGAAUUCAUUUUCAAUGUAUUGGUUGUUCUUCUGUUUCUUAUUGCUGGAACCUGAGAUUUAAGCCGCAUUUUUCCAAAAUUCAUGUCGGUAGAGUGGUUGCUUUAGCUGAGAGGUCAAGGUGCGACACACGGCCAGGAUCUGGUGAACAGAGGAUUCAAGAAACAUUUUUAAUGUGCAAGUCCGUAGAAAUUGAUAAUUCGUUUCUAAAACCUAAUGCGGUUGCGAGUCUAGGGUUUGAUUUGUUUUGUGAAGGGGAAAGAGUCAGUGAGAAUUACCCACAGCAGAUAUUGCCGCCAUGGAGUAGUUUGCCUGAUCAAGAAUUGGAAGAUCAAAAUCAUGCCGAGAGUGAUUCAAGGAAUCCUGCGAAAAUCAAUGAUGAGGCUGAGAAUGAGAUGUAUUACUUGGAGGAGAGGAAUGAGGAGAUAUUAUCAAAGAGGAUUUUGAAGCUCAGUCGAACAAAUAAAGUGAGAAGUGCAUUAGCAUUGCAUAGGUCAAUGGUGUCUUCCGGUCUGCUCCCUAAUUCACAUGCUUGUAAUUCACUUAUUUCCUCUCUCUUGAGGAGUGGAAAACUAGAUGUUGCUAUGGAAAUAUUUCAGCUUGUAAAGUCAAGGGAGAUCAUCACUGGCCACACUUACAGCUUGAUUUUAAAAGCAGUUGCCAAUGCUUGGGGUAGUGAUAAGGCGUUGAGUAUAUUUGAGGAAGCCAAAAAGGACAAUAAAACUGAGGCUUGUUUGGAUACACUUGUUUACAGCACAAUGAUAGCUAUAUUUAGUAAAGAAAACAAUUGGGUUCAGGCAGAGAGAAUGUGGAGGGGCUUGCAAAAAAGUGGCCAUGUGGGCACCCUGGUCACAUACCGAAUUUUAGUUUGCACGUUUGUUCGAUGUGGUCAGAAUGAACUGGCUCUGGAUGCAUAUCAUGAGAUGAUUCAAAAUGGGUUAACUCCCAGUGAUGAUGCUAUGGAAGCAAUUAUUGGAGCUUGUACAAGGGAGGGUAAGUGGGAUAUAGCACUCAACAUCCUGCAGAGUUUCUUAUAUAGCAAUAUGAAGCCCAGUCUAACAGCUUGUAAUGCUUUGAUCAAUUCUCUUGGAAAAGCAUCUCAGGUUGAGCUUGCAUUUAAUGUCUAUGGUCUUGUAAAGGCAUUAGGGCACACUCCCGAUGCAUACACCUGGAAUGCACUCCUUGGUGCAUUGAACAGGGCAAAUCAACACGAUGAAGCUCUUCUUCUCUUUGAGCACAUCAGAAAAGAGCAUGGCUCCAUCUUGAAUCUGCAUAUAUACAACACUUGCUUGAUGUCUUGCAAGAAGCUUGGAUUAUGGGACCGUGCUAUGCAACUACUGUGGGAGAUGGAAGCUUCUGGGUUUCAUGUUUCUAUUACAUCGUAUAAUCUUGUUAUUGCAGCUUGUGAGUCUGCAAGGAAGCCCAAGAUUGCGUUGCAAGUUUAUGAUCACAUGGUUCUGAAGAAUAAGUUGCCUGACAUAUUUACUCAGAUGUCAUUAAUACGAGGUUGUAUUUGGGGAUCCCUUUGGAAUGAAAUGGAGGAAAUUCUUAACGUGGCACCCAAUGGAUCAGUAUAUAAUGCUGCUAUUCAGGGCUUGUGCUUGAGGAGAAAGACGGAUUUGGCGAGAAAACUGUACACGAGAAUGCGGGAGAUUGGCCUGAAACCUGAUGGCAAAACGAGGGCUUUAAUGCUGCAAAGUCUACCCAAAAGGAACUAGCGAAAGGAACUGAGAAGGAGCAAAUUGUCUUACUGUUCACAGCAGCAAAAAUAGCUUGGAUGAAGAACAGUGUAUAAUUAGCUAGGUAAACAUUUAUAAACUUGGAAUAAUCACAUUAAUCAGCGUUUAUUCUUCAUUCCCUGAG